AUGUCUUUGCAAUCGAAAAAUGACGAUGACAAUCUUGAUAGUCUAAUUCCCUUAGUUGAAACUCCUGAAUUAAUAGUGCAUUCUAUAGAAACUCAUGGAGUUCAUAGUAAUGAUACCUUGAAGGAAUUAAACAGCAUAUUUCAAGAUCAAACUACAAAACUCACUAAUUUAAUCCACAAUUCAGUAAAAAUAGUUGGCUUAGAAAUAGAUUUUAAUGUGCUUAAAUCACAACAUUCACUUGAAACAGCUGAAUAUGAAGACACAAUUAUGCACUUGAAUAAUAAAUUGAAGGAAAAAUCUGCCUUGGAAUAUCAAAAGACUAGUGAGGCUACAACUCUCAAACAUGAACUAGCUAAAAUUAAAGAAGACUACAAAAAAAUAAAAAGAGAUUACAGUUACAAUUCGAAGGCCAAGGAUGAAAAGUUGAAGGCAUUUCAGUUGAUAGAUAAAAAUUUUAAAACGAGAGUUAGUGAGGAAAAGAAUCUAUUGCAAAACAAAAAUGAUAGCUCUGAAAAAACUUUAAAAAGAUUAAACAGCGAACUCGAAAUUAAGAAAAAAGAAAUUGAUAAUGAUCGACAUCUCAUCAAAUCACUUGAAGAAAAAAAUAAACAACCCUGCAAAAAGUGUCGCGAUUAUUCAGAACUUUUAAAUAAUUACGAACUUUUAAAAGAAAAUUUAUCUUCCCUCAUUGAUGCUAAGAAGAUAAUUUCGGAUAAAAACACAUUGGGCUCCUUAAAUAACGAUCCACAAGAAAAGGUCGGGCAUUUUUACCAAACCUUGAAAUCGCUCCAAAAUGAAAACGAUGAACUGAAACGAACUAACAAGAUUUUAAACGAGCUCAGCGACAAAAACUACCUAAUAGUGAACGAAAACGAAAACCUGAGGCAUCAAAUGAUAUCCUAUCAGGACAUGUGCCUAUCAAAAUACCCCGCUCUUCAAAAUUCCCUCGAAAAUUCUCAAAAAGAGGUCCGGGAAUGGAGAAAAUUAGCUAGCGAAUUCCAGCUCGAGGUUUGCGAGACCGGAUAUGGGAAAAAGUGCGAUGAUAAUGAGCAAAUGGAAGAGGAUUCAUUAUUCAAGCAUUCGAAUUUGAAAGACAAGAGGGAAGGAGAAAAAUGUAAAAAGGAGGAAAAAAUUGUAACUCCGCCAGAUUUUUCCUUUUCUAUGAGCGCCUUGCUAAACAAGGAAAGACUGACUGCCGCCGAAAAUUCUAGACUAAAAGACAAGUUACAGAUCCUGACCGAAAAAUUAGAAAACACAACCUCCCAAUUGUUAUCCGAUCAAUUGGAAGCACACGCCGUUAACAUUAGUUUAAAAAGUGCCAUAGCCAACCUAAAAUCUUUCCGUGAAAAUUUGACCAAAAUUAAACCGAAAAGUGACAAACUUAAGCACUAUCUCGAAUUUUGCUCGAUCAUACCCAAGGGACAUUCGGAAUACCAAAAUUUUAAGGCCACUUUCCUAAUACUCGACAGCCUACUUUCUUAUCCGAUAUCUAAAGAAGAAAAAGAAAACGUAACGACUAAUCCAAUUAAUUGAUUGUAACAAAGAAGAAAAAAACCAACCUUUAUCACUACCCCCCCCCCUCCCCUCUACUUCUUUUAGAGAUACAAGAAGACAUUCGAUGAAUCGUUUUUUAGAUGAUAUCACCCUAUCACGAUUUUCAUACGAUAAUAUAUUUUAAACAAAAGUGAAUGGUUUUAUAUACCUUGUUUUUUUGUUAAUGAAAAUAAAUCGAUGAUAUUGUUAACGAAUUCUGUUUGU
Gordionus sp. m RMFG-2023 is the source of this 1758-nucleotide messenger RNA. Its product is annotated as GRIP and coiled-coil domain-containing protein-like. The coding region runs from base 1 to 1533 and encodes 510 amino acids. Lineage: Eukaryota; Metazoa; Nematomorpha; Gordioida; Chordodea; Parachordodidae. The transcript has 10 exons. The record is from RefSeq and is a predicted model, not a curated record.